Messenger RNA from Aegilops tauschii subsp. strangulata, 1377 nucleotides. RefSeq lists its product as uncharacterized. The record is from RefSeq and is a predicted model, not a curated record. Lineage: Eukaryota; Viridiplantae; Streptophyta; Magnoliopsida; Poales; Poaceae. Gene Ontology annotation, cellular component: plasma membrane.
AUUUUGCAGCUUGCGCACCCACAGCCCAAGGGGGCGCGGCCAUUAUUAGAAGGCCUGUCAAAUUUAAGCCAGCGCCUCUCCGACCUCCCCCCAGCCUCGGUCGCGCCCUGCCGUUGGCCCCCUCUCCCGCCUCUCUGCGGGGGAAGGAGAGAGACGGAACCCACGAGACAGGGGCGGAGAGGGAUCAAGCUCAAGCUCAGGCUCAGGCUCUGCCUCGCCGGGCUCCGGCCGUCGACCGACUCCUCCUCAGCGGAUGGCCAAUCGGCCGAGCGUGCCCAAGUUUGGCACCUGGGACAGCGACAAUGUGGGUUACACGGUCUACUUCAAUAAGGUGCGCGAGAACAAGGGCGCCACCGCGCCGCCGCUCCAGCGGCCGUUCAACCCCAACGACCCGGAGGAGGAGGCCCCGAGGGUGAUCAUCCCGGGCUCCAGGCCGGCCACCUCCAGCGGCGACCGCGCGGCGCCGCACCAGAACGGCCACCAGCACCGCCGGGCCGGCAGCAGCACCGCCGAGAAGAGCAAGUUCGCGCCGCCGCCGCAGUACCAGCCGCGGCCACAGCCCACCCACCACCAGCCUCCGGCCGGACACGGCGGCGACAACGGCAACCACCGCCCUUCGUCCGGGCACGGCAGCGACCACGGCCACCACCACCACCACCGCCCGGCCGGGCACGGCAGCGACCACGGCCACCACCACCACCGCCCGGCCGGGCACGGCGCGCACCACAAGCCGCAUGAAGCGAGGUACAAGCCGGCGGGGGCCCGGGCGCGGUCCGCCUCGCCGAACCACGCGCCGGUGAGUUGCCUACCUGCUGGCUUGAUGGGCUCGCGCCGACUGACGACGCGUGGCACGCAGGGGCGGCAGAGGCCGACGGCGGUGCCCAAGUUCGGGGCGUGGGACGAGCAGAGCGGGGGGGCGCAGGGGUACACGGUGAUGUUCGACCGGGUGAAGCAUGACCGGGAGGCGGCCCGCCGCGGCGGGGUGCGGAACCUCCCUCGCCGCCGCAUGCCGUCGCCGGAGAGCUACACGGCCGCGAGGCGGCCCCGGCACACCCCCUUCUACUCCAAGAUGUUCGGGUGCUUGAUCCCUCACACCAGGGACUGAGACGAGGCCGCCGGAGGCUCUGGACGCGACCUUGACCUUACUUACGUGUGUGUCAUUUCUGUUUUUUCUCCGUGGGCCUGGAGAGGACUGUUCUUCUUCUCCGAGGCUGGUCUAUUCAUUCUUCUCUUUCUCGCUCGCUCUUACAUUGGGCUGGUUUUUGCACGGUGGUUUGUGGGGCCUUUGUACGUAUGGUGGCCUGUGAUGUAUGAUUAUGUGCAUAUUGUUCUACAGUUUUGCUCAAAAAAGAAAAAUGUUCUACUGUUUUUCUGGGA